Talaromyces proteolyticus is the source of this 1547-nucleotide messenger RNA. Its product is annotated as putative microtubule associated protein. Gene Ontology annotation, molecular function: protein binding. The transcript is spliced from 2 exons. Gene Ontology annotation, cellular component: preribosome, large subunit precursor. Bases 51 to 1514 code for a protein of 487 amino acids. NCBI's taxonomy places the organism in Eukaryota, Fungi, Ascomycota, Eurotiomycetes, Eurotiales, Trichocomaceae. Gene Ontology annotation, biological process: ribosome biogenesis. The record is from RefSeq and is a predicted model, not a curated record.
CGACGAUCAUUCCAUUCAGUUGAGCUCUCUGAGCAACAUAAUACUACGAAAUGAGUGCAGAGGAUUCUUCACUACCGCAGUCGGCCCAGCGACAGGUGCGCCUGCUCCUCACAACUCGAGAUGGCGACAUUGCUCUGCCAGAAAAUACUGGCCCAAUCCUCGUACCUACAGGCUUACGAAGAUAUGCUCUAUCAACACUGGUCAACAAUUUGCUCGAUAACGAGAAGCCGGUUCCUCUCGAGUUCCUAGUCAACGGAACAUAUUUGCGGACCUCCAUCGACGAAUACCUUACCGCCAAUGGUAUCUCUGCUGAAACGACACUCGAAGUUGAAUAUGUCCGAGCCCUCAUACCACCUUUGCACAUUGCCUCGUACAUGCACGAUGACUGGAUUAGCUCGGUAGAUGUGUUGUCAGCGACAUCGGUUAAGAAUGGCGAGGGACUAGCAGCAGGGCGCGAGAGGAUAUUGUCAGGAAGCUACGACGGUCUUUUGAGGAUGUGGAAUAUGUCCUCGGAAACUAUAGCUGUGUCACCGGAUGCUUCUGAAGGUGGACAUACUGCCUCUAUCAAAGCGGCAAAGAUAAUAUCGCCCACACAGCUAGCUUCCGCCGGUCUGGACAGGACAGUGCGAUUGUGGAAAUACCUUGAAGAUGAAGACGGUUCUUCCGCCUCGAUUUUGCCUCAGCUGGAGCUUUAUGGCCACAAAUCGGGUGUUAAUUCACUGGCCGUACACAACUCGUCCAACAGGAUUCUGUCUGCGUCUGCUGAUCAUACUGUUGGAUUUUGGUCGACCAAGAAGGCUGACGCACCGACUGCGCCGGCUGAAUUGCUGCCAUCAAAUACUUCAAGAAGCUCCAAACGACGGAGACUAAAUUCUUCUGUCAGUACUCCGCAGCGGGGUCCCCUAGCAUUAAUGUCAUCACACACAGGCCCGGUUUCGGCGGCAAUUUUUGAUGGUAAAGACUCAACUGUUGGAUACUCGGCUUCAUGGGAUCAUACUGUUCGCACGUGGGAUCUUGUGACUUCGGCUCUAGUUGACACUCGCACUACCUCGCACUCUCUACUAUCUCUUGAACAUCUCCCUGAACUACACUUAUUGGCAGCGGGCACAUCUGCUCGGCAUGUUACCCUGAUAGACCCCCGGGUCUCGGCGACGUCUGUGUCAGCGAUGACUCUACGAGGACAUACAAAUGCCGUUGUGGCACUUGCGCGUGAUCCACAGAGUACGUAUGGGCUUAUUAGCGGUAGCCAUGAUGGCACGUGCCGUAUUUGGGACGUACGAUCUUCGAGGACCGACAAGGACGGCGUUAUUGGUGAGAGCAUUUACUCGAUACCGCGCAAGAGCUUAGAGGAAGCAGGAAGGGAAGGCUCGAAACGAGUAGCGGGCGAUGGCGUGAAAGUGUUUGGGGUGUGUUGGGAUGCGACUGUUGGAAUUGUCAGUGUUGGUGAAGACAAAAGGAUACAGAUCAAUCGCGGCGAGGGUGUUCUGCCGGCGGGAUCUAGUAAGAGUGGAUAAAAAUAACGGCGUUUAUGAAUGUAUACAUUUUGA